AUGUCCAGAGUGGAGGCGCUCAGAGACACGAACCUGCGCUGUCUGCUGAGAGAGUUGCGUACGGACAUCGCCAUGGCAGUGGACGACCCCUUCCCUCUUGUCUAUGGUUUGGCAGACAAAAACAUCAUCAGUGAGCAGCUGCUGAAGGACACUCUGGAAAAGGGAGGCAACGAAGGGAUCCACAAGGCCAUGUACUGGCUCCUGUCCUGGAUUCUGGAGCAGCGCAGAUCCACGGUCCGGGCCUUUUGGAGCAACUUAUCCAAAGACUACAAUAUUGAUAGUUACCCCAAGUUGCAGACGCUGCUGACUAGCCUCCGCUCCAAACCUUUUUCACAGUGUUUCCCAUUCUUUCUGACAGGGCGGGAUGCUGCAAGCGAAAACAGCUCUACGGGAAGCGUCAAAGCUCCAAAGACCAAGAAGAGGAGCCACGGUGACAAAGGGCCAGACUUUCAGCAUUCCGAGUUUCAAGCCAAGACGAGUGAUGGAUCAGAACAUAUUCCUCUAAAUUCUGCCACAGGUGUGCAAGAUGUGUCCUCCUUAGCACAGAAAGGGGUGACGCAGUCCUCUUCUAAGGUCUUCCCAAAAGAUCUACCAGUUAGCAGUGAGACUAGAGAAAAGCUCCUUAUUAAGCAGGAGAAUAUCUCAGAUGGGACAAACAGGAAAUACAUAAAAACGGAGGGGUUUCACUCGCGGGGUCUCUCUGAGGAGACUAAUGUCGGCACGUCAAAAUUUGCUAAGACCACUUUUCACCACCAGGGGGAGACAACAACAAGCACGACUCACUGUAAUGAUGACGAGUGUGCAGUGUGUAAAGAUGGUGGAGAGCUCAUUUGUUGUGAUGGCUGUCCUCGAGCCUUUCAUCUGGCCUGCCUUGAGCCUCCACUCACUUCUAUACCCAGUGGCCCCUGGCAAUGUGAGUGGUGCUGUGGACACAAGCUGAAAAAAGAGAAUGUCCCACUGCCUUUAAAAGCACUUACUACCCAGCCUCAGCAAACACAUACAGACUGCAGUAACAAAGUCCCAGACGCCUCAUUCUACUCUUCGCUGCCAUCCUCCCUCACAAGUGUCACAGCCUCAAUCAAUGUUUCCAGUGGCAAAAACCAGUGCUCAGGUGGAGAACUGGUCAGUGUGAGGAAAGUAUGUGGUGUUUGUCACCUUGAAGGGGGAAACCUGUCUUGCUGCCUCCAGUGUUUAGAGUGUUUCCACGUACACUGCCACUUCUCCAAAGGGAGGUCCAUCUGUCUGUCCUGCUCCAGGCAGUGGGGCAGCUCUGCAGACAAAGUGGUUGAGCCCAGAAGCAUGCAGGUUGCACCAGCAGCACAAAACGUAUUCAGUUACGAUCCGAAUGCCUCCAUCUCUGAGCCCAUUGUCCAUAAAGAUGAAUUUGACUCCGUCCUGGGAGACCCAAACUCCAUUGAUGGCCUGUUCCAGUGGGCUUUCAACAACAUCUCUCGGCCUCUUACAGACUCUCAGGGAUGCUACCAGUGACAAAUGAUAUACUGUAAAGCCAUUGAUUGAAUGCAUAACAAAGUAAAAUUAGAUGGCUUACAUGAAAAUAUUUUUUUUUCACAGCUGAAAAAAAUGUUUGCUGGUCAACUUUUUAUUGGACCUGCUAAGUGAUGAGCCACUGCACCAAAUGUCUCCUGUGCAUGGGUAACACAUUCUGUUGCCUUUAGGUUCCUGUUAUGUUAUUUCUAACCAGCAAUUCUACACAUGAAUUCUUUAUUUGACAUACUUUAUGUACAUACUUUAUGUAAGUUUUUCAUGAACCAAAAGUCUGAAACAUCUCCAAAGCAGAUUUUGACAUUGAGUUUGCCACAAGAUACGGCCGUAUAACUAGUUGCCAACCCCAGACUCUUUUGCUUCAUAAUGUUAAGUGGUGAAAAUUUGCAUUACGAACCCUGGCAAAAUGUGAGCCAGGAGCCUUUGGGACAUUCAGAAAAAUGUAAUUUGUAUGUACUGCUUUCUGCUCUCUGCAGCAAAAUGUGUUUUUUCCAAAGAUUCUGUGUAGUUUCACUGCAUUCCUGAGCAGGACUAGAGUCAGCACUGAUGUGGGAGAGCUGGCAGUGGGCCACAGGCGUAUCUUCGCAGACAUUCUCAGGCUAUACUCCAGUCCUACAAACAGAAUUACAAAAAAGUUUAAACAAGAGUUUUUUUUUCUUUUCAAUUUGAGACAUUCCAGAAAACCGUCAGAUUCUGAACUUUUGUGUUUUACCUGUCAGGAAUGUCACUGUCUACAGUAAAAGUCAAUGGUAUGUUGAAGAUGAACCACUGCAUACAAUGUAUACCCAGCGAUGGCAAAAACAAAAACUGAUUCUAAUGUCUCUUUGGAUCUGGAGAAUUAAGAUUCACACGCUGUACCAGAUGGUUUCAAUACAUUGAGGUAUGCACCCUCAGAAAUGUGUCUGCUUAACAGGAAUUCCUUGAGGACUAUAUCACUUAGAUGAGGAAUGUUGUUUUUGUCGUGCAAUUCAUGAGUUUUAGUGAGACUGCCAGUAGGAUGGAGCCCAGCCAGGCAGCCCGAAGAUUUUUCUCCCCUUGGUAUUUGGUUGCCAUGGCUCCUGCUCCUACAGGUCCAAAACAGGGGAUGAGAAAUAUGCUCUGUGCUGCGAGUGUUUCCCUGCAUACACAGUUUUGUUUGUUUAUCCAACAGAUCUGACAUGAAUUUGUCUCAAACAUGUAAUUAUCAAUAAUUUGGCGCUACUGGAGGCUUUCAGUACAAACAAUAAACAUUAUUUCU
Messenger RNA from Menidia menidia (Atlantic silverside), 2740 nucleotides. Lineage: Eukaryota; Metazoa; Chordata; Actinopteri; Atheriniformes; Atherinopsidae. The record is from the annotation of a GenBank genome assembly.